UCCCUCACAUCACAUCCUUCGAUAAUUUUCUUCUUUUAUCCACAUAUUAUCAUAUCUCGUUUAUCUCUCUAUAUAUUUCUCUCAGUUUCCUCUUCCUCAACACUCCUUUCCACUUUGAACUUCACUUUUCAUCUUGUUCUCAUUCCAAAACCCACAACAACAUACCCUAUAAUCCCAUAGUAUAUAUAUUCAUUUAUUUUGCUCCAGACAAUUGUCUCUUCGUUCUGCAAACUUAAUUGCAUGUGAAAAUGAGUUGCAACGGGUGCCGAGUUCUCCGAAAAGGUUGUCAUGAAAAUUGCAUACUCAAACAAAGCUUAGAGGGCAUUGAAUGCCCUCGAGCUCAAGCCAAUGCCACUGUCUUUGUCGCUAAAUUCUUCGGCCGUGCUGGCCUCACAUCCUUCCUUUCUUCCGUCCCUGACUCCCAAAGAUCAGCUUUAUUCCAGUCGCUGUUGUUCGAAGCGUGCGGAAGGACAAUAAACCCGGUGAACGGAGUUGUAGGGUUGCUAUGGACAGGUAACUGGCACCUUUGCCAGUCGGCCGUAGAGACAGUGCUUCAAGGAGGUGUGUUACAGGCGUUACCGGAGUUUUCAGGCAUGACGGGAGUAGGCAAAGUAAACCGACUAAAGGAGAAGAGAAGAGACACGACACCUUUGAAUUCAGAUGAAUCUGAUACAACAACGUUUGAAAGCGGUUUUGUUUACCAGCAAAAUGAACAAGGAAAUGAUACUAAGCUUCUCAGACUGUUUUUCUGAACAAAAUACUAAUGAGAAAAAUUCUUAGGUCCAAAUUUUAUCAGCUUA
Messenger RNA from Lycium barbarum (goji berry), 800 nucleotides. RefSeq names its product LOB domain-containing protein 37-like. The transcript has 2 exons. The record is from RefSeq and is a predicted model, not a curated record. Gene Ontology annotation, biological process: regulation of gene expression. NCBI's taxonomy places the organism in Eukaryota, Viridiplantae, Streptophyta, Magnoliopsida, Solanales, Solanaceae. Bases 249 to 752 code for a protein of 167 amino acids.